GUCGUCUUUUGUGCGCCUGGCGGGAAUCUGGUGGCGCCUUUACACUUGUUUGCUUUUGGACUUGUUUUGAGUUCUGUUAAGGAGGAAACAUGCAGGCUUUUCUAAAAGGAUCCACACAAAGUGUUAAACCACAAAAGGACAAAGCAGGAGCAUCGGGCAGUGGAGAGAAGCGUCAGAAGCUGGUCCCAUGGGUGGAAAAAUACAGGCCGAGGUGUGUGGAUGAAGUUGCCUUUCAAGAGGAGGUUGUUGCAGUAUUGAAGAAAUCACUAGAGGGCUCUGAUUUGCCUAAUUUGCUGUUUUACGGGCCUCCAGGAACAGGAAAAACAUCCACAAUCCUGGCUGCAGCAAGAGAGCUUUAUGGUCCAGAGCUAUACAAACACAGGGUGCUGGAGCUAAACGCCUCAGAUGAAAGAGGGAUUCAGGUGAUUCGAGAAAAAGUAAAAACCUUUGCUCAGCUCACAGUGGCUGGGACACGAACAGAUGGAAAAUCUUGUCCUCCGUUUAAAAUCAUCAUUCUUGAUGAGGCAGACUCCAUGACCAACGCUGCCCAGGCUGCUCUCAGACGCACCAUGGAGAAAGAGUCUCGUACCACUCGCUUCUGUCUCAUCUGCAACUAUGUCAGCAGAAUCAUUAAUCCUUUGACGUCCCGCUGCUCCAAGUUCCGCUUUAAACCCCUCGGAGACGAGAUUCAGCACGAGCGGCUAGUAAACAUCUGCACGAAGGAGAACCUUAAGUACACCAAAGAGGGUAUUGAGGCGCUGGUCAAAGUAUCAGAGGGAGAUCUUCGAAAAGCUAUAACACUCUUGCAGAGUGCAGCACGACUCACUUCAGAGAAGGAAGUCACAGAGAGCAUCAUUAUAGAGAUCUCAGGGGUGGUUCCACCAAAAGUGAUUGAAAACCUGCUGAAGACCUGUUACAAAGGCACUUUUGAGAAAGUGGAGAUUGCAGUAAAGGAUAUGAUUGAUGAAGGCUACGCUGCCACACUGAUACUAAACCAGCUCCAUGACAUUAUUAUAGAGGAGAAACUGAAUGAUAAACAGAAGUCUGUAAUCACAGAGAAGAUGGCAGUGGUGGAUAAGUGCUUGGUGGAUGGCGCUGAUGAGUACUUGCAGUUGUUGAAUCUUUGCUCGGUCAUCAUGCAGCAGGCUGCACAGAGCAGCUGAGUUCAUCAUAUAACGUUGUGUUGGUCGAGUCCAAGUAUUUUCUUGUUUUGUACUAAAAUUGUAAUUAAAAAUUAUUUCCUACAAA
Molecule: messenger RNA, 1248 nt
Organism: Trichomycterus rosablanca
Lineage: Eukaryota; Metazoa; Chordata; Actinopteri; Siluriformes; Trichomycteridae
Gene: rfc4
Product: replication factor C (activator 1) 4
Exons: 10
Coding region: 90-1163 (357 amino acids)
Biological process (GO): DNA-templated DNA replication; DNA repair
Cellular component (GO): nucleus; DNA replication factor C complex
Molecular function (GO): ATP binding; DNA binding; ATP hydrolysis activity
Source: RefSeq, a predicted model, not a curated record